AUGGGGCGAGGUAGCGGCACCUUCGAGCGUCUCCUAGACAAAGCCACCAGCCAGCUGCUGCUGGAGACUGACUGGGAGUCCAUCUUACAGAUCUGUGACCUGAUCCGCCAGGGGGACACGCAGGCGAAAUAUGCUGUGAGCGCCAUCAAGAAGAAAGUCAAUGACAAGAACCCCCAUGUGGCCCUGUACGCCCUCGAGGUCAUGGAGUCGGUGGUGAAGAAUUGUGGGCAGACAGUCCACGACGAGGUGGCCAACAAGCAGACCAUGGAGGAGCUAAAGGAGCUGCUUAAGAGGCAGGUGGAAGUCAAUGUUCGGAACAAAAUCUUGUACCUGAUCCAGGCCUGGGCACACGCCUUCCGCAACGAGCCCAAGUACAAGGUGGUGCAGGACACCUACCAGAUCAUGAAGGUGGAGGGUCACGUCUUCCCAGAGUUCAAGGAGAGUGAUGCCAUGUUUGCUGCAGAGCGGGCUCCUGACUGGGUGGAUGCUGAGGAAUGUCACCGGUGCCGAGUGCAGUUCAGUGUGGUGACCCGGAAGCAUCACUGCCGGGCGUGUGGGCAGAUCUUCUGCGGCAAAUGCUCCUCCAAGUACUCCACCAUCCCCAAGUUUGGCAUUGAGAAGGAGGUGCGCGUGUGCGAACCGUGCUAUGAACAGCUGAACAAGAAAACAGAAGGAAAAGCUGCUUCCACCACCGAGCUGCCGCCGGAGUACCUGACCAGUCCCCUGUCCCAGCAGUCCCAGCUGCCCCCCAAGCGGGACGAGACUGCUUUGCAGGAGGAGGAGGACCUGCAGCUGGCCCUGGCCCUGUCCCAGUCGGAGGCGGAGGAGAAGGAGCGCAUGAGACAGAAGUCGACAUACACUGCGUACCCCAAGACGGAGCCCACGCCCGUGGCUUCGUCCGCGCCGCCCGCUAGCAGCCUAUAUUCCUCUCCUGCGAACUCGUCAGCACCUCUGGCCGAGGAUGUGGACCCCGAGCUGGCUCGAUAUCUGAACCGGAAUUACUGGGAGAAGAAGCAGGAGGAGGCACGCAAGAGCCCCACGCCUUCGGCACCGGUGCCCCUGGCUGAGCCAGCUGCCCUGCCCAGGGAGGCGCACACAGCCCCAGCCAAUGCAGUGGAGAUGCCCCUCCCCGAGCCUGACUCUCAGCCUGCGGCACCAUCUGGGGGUCCUUUCAGUGAGCAAUACCAGAACGGGGAGUCGGAGGAGAGUCAUGAACAAUUCCUGAAAGGGCUGCAGAAUGCUGUCAGCACAUUCGUUAAUCGCAUGAAGAGCAACCACAUGCGAGGCCGCAGCAUCACCAACGACUCGGCUGUACUCUCGCUCUUCCAGGCCAUCAAUGGCAUGCACCCCCAACUCCUGGAGCUGCUCAACCAGCUGGACGAGCGCCGGCUGUACUACGAGGGGCUGCAGGACAAGCUGGCCCAGAUCCGAGAUGCCCGAGGGGCGCUCAGCGCCCUGCGUGAGGAGCACCGGGAGAAGCUGCGCCGGGCAGCUGAGGAGGCUGAGCGCCAACGCCAGAUUCAGCUGGCCCACAAGCUGGAGAUCAUGCGGCAGAAGAAGCAGGAAUACCUGGAGGUGCAGCGGCAGCUGGCCAUCCAGCGCCUGCAGGAGCAAGAGAAGGAGCGGCAGCUACGCCUGGAGCAGCAGAAGCAGACGGUGCAGAUGCGCGCGCAGAUGCCGGCCUUCCCGCUACCCUACGCCCAGCUCCAGGCCAUGCCCACGGCUGGGGGUGUCAUGUACCAGCCCUCGGGUCCCACCAGCUUCCCAGGCACCUUCAGCCCGGCGGGUUCAGUGGAAGGCUCCCCCAUGCACACAGUGUACAUGAACCAGCCUACCCAGGCUGGUGGCCCCUACCCCAGCAUGCCUGUGUCCGGAGCAGAUCCCAGCAUGGUGAAUGCCUACAUGUACCCAGCAGGGACCGCAGGUGGGCAGACUGGGCCUCCCGGCCAGGCUGGGCCCACCAACAGUCCCGCCUACUCGUCCUACCAGCCUCCCCCCACACAAGGCUACCAGACGGUCACCUCCCAGGCUCCUCCGAGCCUCCCAACCCUGCCCCAGCCCCCACCUGGGACCGUGGGUUAUCUGGGGAGUCAGCCUGUUUCCGUGGGCUAUCAGCCCUACAGCAUGCAGAACCUCAUGACCACCCUCCCCAGCCAGGACGCACCUCUGCCCCCCCAGCAGCCCUACCUCUCAGGGCAGCGGCCCGUGUACCAGCAGAUGCAGCCCCCCGGGGGCCCUCCACAGCAGCCCCCCCCUGUGGCCCAGCAGGCAUCUGUUCAGGGGAUGCCAACGCAGAGCAGUGAGGCCCAGCUUAUCUCCUUUGACUGA
This is a messenger RNA of Chrysochloris asiatica (Cape golden mole), 2328 nucleotides long. RefSeq names its product hepatocyte growth factor-regulated tyrosine kinase substrate (gene HGS). The transcript has 22 exons. Bases 1 to 2328 code for a protein of 775 amino acids. The record is from RefSeq and is a predicted model, not a curated record. Gene Ontology annotation, molecular function: metal ion binding; ubiquitin binding; phosphatidylinositol binding. Lineage: Eukaryota; Metazoa; Chordata; Mammalia; Afrosoricida; Chrysochloridae.